CGAAUAUGGAAUAGGUAAAACAAAAACGCUUUGGGGUGCGAUAGAUUUAUUUUUAUUUACAUUGGACCAUUCAAUGGCUUAUCUUCAAAUAAGUCGGGCGUAGACUAGACAUUUGCAUAGAGAGAGAUAGAACCGCUCAGCUUAGUUAAGAUAGGACAGACAAAAUUUGGUGACAAAGUGAAAGGUUAUCAGACCUAAAAUUGAAUCAUAAUUUUGGAUUCAAGUUCAAAACAUAUUUCGCUAGUUUCUAUUCGACCGUUACCGUGAUAGCUUCGUUACUCUCUAGAACAACAAUGACAAUUUUAGCAAAAUUAAUUUUACUAAUAUUUUGUACUGUGCCAAUAUAUUCCAUCCAAACACCAUCUGAUCCAAUUGUUCAACUUCCAAAUGGCAAAAUUCGAGGUCUAAAUCAUGGAAGCUACUUUUCCUUCGAAUCAAUUCCCUAUGCAGAGCCACCAAUUGGCGAAAAUCGAUUUGAACCUCCAAAACCGUUUACCGGAAAUUGGUCUGAUAUUCGAGAUGCAACCAAAUCUCCACCCAAAUGCAUGCAAUGGGAUCAAUAUUUAUUCAAGGAAGACCUAUUAGAUGGUCAAGAAGAUUGCCUAACGAUAAAUAUAUACACUCCCAGCAUUGGAGGUAAUAAGAAAUAUCCAGUUGUGGUUCUAAUCCAUGGUGGAGCUUUUAUGUUUGGAACUGCUGACCAAAGUGGUCACGAUUACUUAAUGAAACGACAAGACACAGUUGUUGUUAAGAUGAACUAUCGUCUGGGACCUUUGGGCUUUCUUAGUACCGGAGAUGAUGUGAUAUCUGGAAAUUUCGGAUUAAAAGAUCAGCUAUUAGCUUUGGAAUGGACAAAAGCUAAUGUGGCUGCUUUUAAUGGUGACCCGGAAAGUAUCACAGCAUUUGGAUUUUCAGCUGGAGCAGCUUCGGUACAUUUGCAAAUGAUGAAUAAGAAUUUUGAAAAAAUUGCUAAACGUGCUGUUUCAUUGAGUGGAACUUCAUUUUGUGAUUGGGUAAUUAUGAAAAAUCCAGCUAGAAGAGCUAUUGCAUUGGCUAAACACUUGGAUUGUCCUACUGAGACUUCAUCAUCUAUUAAAUUAUGUUUGAAAAAGAAGAAAGCUGCUGAUAUAGUUCGGGCAGUUAGUAAACUUCAAAAUAUUGGCUAUAAUCCAGCUAUUGUUUUUGGACCUGUGAUUGAGUCGAAAACUGUUUCGAAUGCAUUCCUUUCUGAACAUCCAGAAAAUAUAAUUAAAAGUGGAAAAUCAGCUCAAAUUCCAUGGCUAGCUUCAUAUUCAAAGGACGAUGGAGGAUAUAAUGCCGCUGAAUUGAUGCAACAAGAUUCAAAUGGCAAAGAAAUGAUUGAAAUUUUGAAUGAUCGUUGGAAUGAAUUGGCUCCUGUGAAUCUUUUCUUUGAGAAUUCUGUUGAUGAAAAUCAAUUAGAUGCCUAUUCUAAUAGCCUUAGAGAGAAAUAUUUAGGAAACAAGAGAUUUUCUGCCGAAAAUUAUAAACUUGUACAGAAUAUGUAUACUGAUCUUUUGUUUGCUAAUGGAGUUAGGAAUGCAUGGAAAUUACAUAAGCAAUAUACUAAUUCUCCAGUUUAUGCCUAUGUUUUUGAUAGUCCAGCUCCUUUGGGUAUUGGACAAAUGAUUUCAAGACGUUUUGAUAUUUCAUUUGGUACUGUACAUGGUGAUGAUUUCUUUUUGAUGUUCAAAAGUCCAGUUCCAGUUCCGUUUUCUAAAACUCAAGUUGUACAAAGUGAGACAUUUUUGAACAUGGUUGGAGAAUUUAAUGCCAAUGGAACACUACAAUUUGCAGAUUGCAAGUUUAGGGAAAAUAAUGCAAAUACAAAUGGAUUUUAUGUAAUGGAAAUAAAGCCGAACAGCUGUGAAACGAGUAAUUUUGAAAAUAUGUUAUAAUUUUUUGGUUUAAAAUACGAUUGGUGUUGAAUAUGAAAAUAAAGAUCUAAAAAUAGUAUCAAUCA
This is a messenger RNA of Episyrphus balteatus (marmalade hoverfly), 1981 nucleotides long. RefSeq names its product esterase-5B-like. The transcript is spliced from 3 exons. The record is from RefSeq and is a predicted model, not a curated record. NCBI's taxonomy places the organism in Eukaryota, Metazoa, Arthropoda, Insecta, Diptera, Syrphidae. The coding region runs from base 294 to 1916 and encodes 540 amino acids.